Messenger RNA from Aspergillus ibericus CBS 121593, 195 nucleotides. RefSeq lists its product as uncharacterized. NCBI's taxonomy places the organism in Eukaryota, Fungi, Ascomycota, Eurotiomycetes, Eurotiales, Aspergillaceae. The coding region runs from base 1 to 195 and encodes 64 amino acids. The transcript is spliced from 2 exons. The record is from RefSeq and is a predicted model, not a curated record.
AUGAUGCACUUGGAAACGACCUGCUUGACCAAGAACUCAUACCAGGAAGAGAAAUGCCAAUCCCAGAUCAAUGCUCUUUAUGAAUGCUGCAACGCCUUUUACAAAGAGCGAGGAGAGGACGCCCGGACACCCAGCUGCCCCAAACCCAAUUUGCUGCGACUGAGGAUGAAGCAACGCGGCCAGGAGUCUUCCUAG